This is a messenger RNA of Striga asiatica, 648 nucleotides long. The record is from the annotation of a GenBank genome assembly. NCBI's taxonomy places the organism in Eukaryota, Viridiplantae, Streptophyta, Magnoliopsida, Lamiales, Orobanchaceae.
UGCUGCUCGAGUGAAAUGGAGAGGCCCGCUGCUGCUAUGGUGAGGGCUCGCUGCUGCUCGGUGCUCGAUUUAUUAGACUCCUGGCUGCUCCCGGUUACUCUCGGAAAUGGCCCGGCCCGCUGUUGCUCUCAACCGUGCCCCGUCUGCUCCCAGCCCUCCUCUGUCUGUCAGGUGGUGCUCGAAAUUGCUCCCGCCGCAAACAAAGCUCGUAUCGCCGUGAAUGGUUCGACCUCGCCGCUGGUGGCUCGACCCGCCGGAAAAGAAGACGAACCUUCUCCGAGAACAAGUCGUCGGACAGAGCUCGGGCCGUCGCUGACUGAAAUUCGCUGGAAUCGGUCGCCUGAAGUCGGCCUCUUAGAAAUUCGCUCUCGUCGUGGCUGCCUGGGGAGGGAUAACGAAGGAUCGGAUGAACGGCCGGAAGCUGCUGCUCAUCACGGCGGGCCGCUUUGCUGUUCGGAGAUGGAGUCCCGCGGCUAUGGUGGAUUGACGGAAAGGGCUGAGAUUGGCGGUUGGAAGCUGGGAUCUGCAGCUGCUCGCGAUUUUGCCGGAGAAGAAAGACACGACGGCGUGUGGCGUCACUGGAGGAAAUCGGCAGUCCUCGGCAACCUUCGGUCGGAGCUUGUCUUUGCCGAGAAGAGGGAGAGGUGA